AUGGCGUGGGUGAACCGCACGACGCGAGACAAUUGUCCCGGCGGCCUGCAAGUGAAAGCGAGCACGUCUGCGAGCCUCGGGCCCGGAUGCUACGAAACGUCCCCGACUCGCAAGCUGCGGCCGAAUGCCACGGGCUUCGGCUCCGGGGAGAAGCUCGUGCGCGGCGCCAAUGCUGGCUCCACCAAAGGUCUGACGAUGAUCACACCGGGCCCUGGGUCGUACGCUACGAACAACCAAACGAGCUGGGAUUCCCCCACGAACAGCAAGGCGCCCGCCACGUCGAUCUUCCAGUCCAAGUCUCAGCGACUCGGUGAGGUCAAACUACGUCGCGGCUUCAGCACCCCGGGGCCGGGAGCGUACUCUAAGGAAGACCCGUUCGCGCAGAAGUCAAAGGGACACACGAGCCUCGGCAACCCGCUCGUGAGGACUCCUCCAUCCAACAACAAGAUCAGGUGGACACGACUCCCCACCGCUCCGUCGAUCCCAACUGUAUCACAAAGUUUCGGCUACGAGCAGGGGGCUUACGGCAAAUUAGUUCGCCACGAGCCCGCAAAAGUCGGCCACACUGGUUGUGGGAACGAUACACUGGGGCCAGGCGAGUACGAGCCGAUGAGGGGCAUAAAGAACAUGAACAAGACCCGCACGACCGACUUCUCGAAGGGAAAAGUGACACGAUUCAUCGAAAAUGAAGUGCGAUCCAAAGCAGAGGUCCCUGGCCCAGGCGAAUACAAAAACACCGGAGAUACCACCGUACCGAAAGAUCCUGCGCGGGUGAAUGCGGUGUUCAAGUCCGCUUUGACGCGGGAGCAGGCUGCCCCGAUCGCAGUGACCAAAAAUGUUCCAGGGCCAGGGGCCUACCACCCAAACCAAACGCACGGGUUUCCGACCGAGACGAAACCUGAGCAUCUCCAAUUUUUCGGUAGCACGUCCAAUCGAUUCGAGGGCUCCCAACGUGAUACAUUCGUUCCUGGCCCCGGCGCGUACUAUUACCCGCCAUCAGGCAACACCCAGCAGCCACGCUCAGUUCCUACCAGGAAAAAGGCGCCGUUCAGCUCCAAGAAGGAGCGUUUCGAAGAGCCUAAAGACCGAGAUCAGUGCCUCGCGGCCCCAGGUUCUUAUGAAGUCCCAUCAGCAGUAUCAGAAGUACUGAACAAAGUGACAAGUCGAGUAACCAACUUUGGCAGCACUACAAGACGCUUCGACACUAUUUCAUCGGGCGGUCAAUACGGUCGUGAAAGUCUUGAGUCUCAGCUAGAGCGUGAUAUGAAAGUCCAAGAACCCGAGCGACGGCAACAAGGCCAAACUUCCAAGAAACGGCAACAGCCCAAGGCUUCGUCGAUGUUCGCGUCGUCAACAAGUCGUCCGCACCAGAUUCAAAAGGCUACGGGGCCGUCACCAGGCGACUAUGAGAUCCAACGCUCGUGGAAUGCGUCGGGAGCACAAGGCGCGUUCAAGUCCGGCAUCGACCGAAUGAAGGACAAACCGAGUCCAACCGUGUUCGUUCCGGGGCCGGGGUCGUAUUCGACGCAGCGGUUGGAGCAGAAGCCGCUGCACAAGGCGCGACCAAAUGUGUUCUACGCUGCGGAACCUCGCUUCAAGGACGAGCGACCGAAGGCGCCAGUGCUGGGUCCUGGUCAAUACAACACGGAGACAGUCGAGUCGGACUGGAACCGCCCCACCCACAACAUCUCGAUCGCCACGGAGAUGGAGCUGGCCAUGAUGCAAUAG
This is a messenger RNA of Phytophthora sojae, 1728 nucleotides long. RefSeq lists its product as hypothetical. Bases 1 to 1728 code for a protein of 575 amino acids. The record is from RefSeq and is a predicted model, not a curated record. The transcript has 8 exons. NCBI's taxonomy places the organism in Eukaryota, Oomycota, Peronosporomycetes, Peronosporales, Peronosporaceae.